UUUUGGCAAUGACUGAAGAUAAAGAAUCUGGCUUCGACAAUUUCCAUGGAUGCUACUUACUGACCAAUGGAAGGCGCACAUACGUAGGAUAUACAGUAAACCCUCUGCGCAGAAUCCAGCAGCAUAAUUUGGGUAGAGAAAAGGGUGGGGCUAAAAAGACGGAAAACAAGGGACCCUGGACGAUGGUGUUGAUAGUCCAUGGCUUCAUGAGUAACAUGGCUGCCCUGCAGUUUGAAUGGGCCUGGCAACACCCCCAGUUGUCCAAAAGGGUCAGAGAUAAAGUGGUGUGUUUGGACCAGAACGGUAGUCGGAAGCAGACUUUAGACUACCAGCUGAGGGUUCUCGCUGUUCUACUGGCAAGCGAACCCUGGAAAGUGCUGCCACUUUGUGUGCGAUGGGUGACACCAUCGAUGAGGAAAGCGUCACUUGAAAAAGAGAAAGAAAUACCAGGCCAUAUUGUGUUUAAGGAAGGCCCUUUCGAAGAUCCGAAGCAUUUCAAACGCAGUGCAACCCAGUCCAAACAAAAGCGUGAAAUGAUAUUAACUCUAAACAGUUGUGUCUUUUGCGAUUCUAGUUUGUGCGAUGAAAACGAAAACUUUGCCUUUUGCCCCGUGUCGAGUGAAAAUGGUGCUUUGUCCAUCUCAACUUGUCAAAUGCAGGCUCACUUGACUUGCUGGGCGGAAGAUUCACUAAGUAGGGCUGGGUCUACGACACUCGUUCCAAUAACCUGUCAUUGUCCGAAGUGUAAACGGAGUUUCUUAUGGGGCGAUGUGAUUACAUACAAACUGAAAGUGGAAUCAUCAGUGACGAAGAAAUUGUUAAUUGAGCAAAAGACGAAGAAUAUGCAAAGUAAACUUGACGAUAGCUUAGGUGAUUUGUUGAAACUUCUUGAUGAAAGCUAAAAUUGAUCCGAAUUUUAUCUAGUAGAUUAGUUUUCGAUUUGGGUUUGUCAAUUGGUUGAAUUGUUUAUUUUUUAUUUUAUUUUGUGAAUGUAAGUUAAUGUUAUGGUCAAAUUAUUGAAGUGGAUGUCACUGGAUUAUUAGCUCUCUCUUGUAUUUAUACUUCUGGUUUUUCUGUUGCUGUUGUUGCCGCUCUCAAAACAAACAUUAAAUCAGCUCCGUAUAAAAAAAAUUGGACUUGAAAAUGAAAGUCAUUGCGAGAAAAAAGUGUAGCCUCAUUUGGCAAUUGGAAACACAGCUGUUUUUUUAUUCAAAUGUUUGGUUGAUGAUAUUGCU
Symsagittifera roscoffensis is the source of this 1235-nucleotide messenger RNA. RefSeq names its product structure-specific endonuclease subunit SLX1-like. The transcript has 2 exons. Gene Ontology annotation, molecular function: 5'-flap endonuclease activity; crossover junction DNA endonuclease activity. The record is from RefSeq and is a predicted model, not a curated record. Gene Ontology annotation, cellular component: Slx1-Slx4 complex. Bases 9 to 902 code for a protein of 297 amino acids. Gene Ontology annotation, biological process: double-strand break repair via homologous recombination. NCBI's taxonomy places the organism in Eukaryota, Metazoa, Xenacoelomorpha, Acoela, Convolutidae.